UGACACAUCCCUUUGCUGUCUUUCCAAGUUGUAACUAAACAUCCCUUCGCCUUUGCGAACAUUUUGUUUGCAAGUGCAACCAGUCACAAUUGCGGACUUCCAACACCAGUUAAAUGUUGAAAAAUCUUGGAGAUCGUUGUCGUAGUGAUUCACUAGUGAGAAAGAUCUGAAAAAAGUAUCAAGUAUGAAUUCACACGGGACGGUUCAAUGCACUGGAGAGGGUGGAGGUUACUUCUGAAGGGAGAGUGGACACCACCCCGGAAUGACCUCCACCAGAGGAUAAGCUUCGACAAGUAUAUAUAAAUAAUUCACUCUCUUCUUCUCCUUAAUACUUAUUAUAAGCAAGAGGAGAAGAUAGAACAAAAUAAUUAUUCUUUGAGAAACCAUGGAAAAGAAUGAGAAAGUGGCUACUAGCAUUGAGCCCAAGUACAGAGGUGUUAAAGCCAUGCCCUUUGUCAUAGGAAAUGAGACCUUUGAGAAGCUGGGGACGCUUGGCACAUCAUCCAACCUCCUGGUCUAUCUUACUACUGUCUUCAACAUGAAAUCCAUUACAGCAACAAAUCUCAUCAACAUCUUCAAUGGUACUUGCAACUUCGGUACCUUGCUGGGAGCUUUCCUCUCAGACACCUAUUUUGGCAGAUACAAAACUUUGGGAUUUGCUUCCAUAUCCUCUUUCUUGGGGAUGUUUGUGCUAACACUAACAGCAGCAAUCUCAAAGCUACAUCCUCCUCAAUGUGGAAAGGAAGAAAGUAGCACAUGCAUUGAUCCAACACCAUGGCAAAUGACUUUCCUACUAAGCUCAUUCGGACUACUAAUAGUAGGCGCCAGUGGCAUAAGGCCGUGUAACUUGGCCUUUGGAGCAGACCAAUUCAAUCCCAAAACUGAAUCCGGGAAGAGGGGAAUCAGCAGCUUCUUCAAUUGGUACUAUUUCACCUUCACUUUCGCGAUGAUGGUAUCAUUGACAGUCAUUGUUUAUGUGCAAUCUGAUGUGAGUUGGUCUCUGGGAUUAGCCAUUCCAACUUUUCUGAUGUUCUUGUCAUGCGCGUUCUUCUUCAUUGGUACGAGAAUUUAUGUCAUAGUGUUACCGCAAGGUAGUCCUUUGACAGGCGUGGUGCAAGUCAUAGUGGCUGCAAUCAGGAAGAGGCAACUAAAGUUGCCAGAGCAACCAUGGCUUUCCCUUUUCAAUCAUAUGACCAUCAAUUAUAUCAAUGCAAAGCUUCCUUACACAGAUCAGUUCAGAUUUCUCAACAAAGCAGCCAUCAUUACCCCCGAAGACCAAAUCAACUCAGAUGGAUCAGCAGCUGAACCAUGGAGACUUUGCAGUAUCCAGAAAGCUGAAGAGGUAAAAUGCCUAUUGAGAGUGAUUCCCAUAUGGUUUGCAGGCCUUGUCUACAAUGUUGUCUUGGUCCAACAGCAAACCUACCUAGUCUUCCAGGCAAUCCAAAGUGAUAGGCGAUUAGGCAACGUCAAUUUCACGAUCCCAGCCGCAUCCUACGUUGUCUUCUCCAUGUUGAGCCUCACUAUCUGGAUACCCAUCUAUGACAGGAUCAUAGUCCCAUUGCUUCGAAGACUCACCAAAAAGGAAGAUGGUAUCACAAUCCUCCAGAAGAUGGGUGUUGGCUUGGUUCUAUCAGUUCUCACUAUGGUUAUAUCUGCCUUAGUUGAAGAGAAAAGGAGGACAUUGGCUCUUACUAAGCCAACAUUAGGGACAGUCCCAAGAAAAGGUGCCAUUUCUUCCAUGUCAGGAUUGUGGUUUGUACCUCAAUUGACAUUAGUUGGAAUUUCUGAAGCUUUUACGGUCAUAGGCCAAGUUGAAUUUUACUACAAGCAGUUCCCAGAAAACAUGAGAAGCUUUGCAGGGUCAUUCUUGUUCUGUGGCUUUGCAGGGUCAAGUUAUUUGAGUAGUUUCUUGGUCUCAGUAGUUCACAGUACGACAGAUGGAUCAUCAUCAGGAAACUGGUUGGCUGAAGAUCUUAACAGGGGGAGAUUGGAUUACUUCUAUUACCUUAUUACUGCUUUGGAGGUCUUGAAUUUGGGAUACUUUCUAGUUUGUGCUAACUGGUAUAAGUAUAAAGGGACCGGUGACAACACCCUAGAUAUGGCCAUGGAACAAAUGAAAUCUGAAGAAACUAGUGUUUGAUAUUAAUAUUCUUAUAGUAUGAUGUUAGAAGAAAGCUUUUGUCUUCUGAUUCAUAUUUGAACAAUGGAACACAAGUUACUCAACUCCCAAAAAAAAAAAAAAAACAAAAAUGAUUUCUCACUUCUCUCUCAUUCAAUGCAUGAGACAUUCAUCUAACAUGGCUCCUAAAUGAAGAAAAAAGACUUGUUCUCUCUUGCAGCUAUUCAUUGCAGAUUGUUUAUUUGAGGCUGCAUUGUGUGCUGUGGUUGUGUCAUUGUUAUUGUUUGCAUGAUUAGAUUCAAAAUUCAAAACUAUAUGGUUCCUGCUGUCUCACUUAUAGGCACCUGAUUCAAGGGAUUGAAGUUUCAACAAUCACUUGAAAAUGAACUCAAGCACUAUAAUCACAAAUAUGCAACAUAGUCAUAGUGUUCCCUUUUGAACAAACAUUGUACAAUUCCAUAAAAUUAUGUAGGGAGGGAUGAUAUAGCCUCUCUUUCUGAAGUCUCAAACUUUUAAGAGGAACUAGAGGAAACAAAAAUAAUAAUAAUAAUAAUAAAAUGCUACAAUAGAAAAAACAAUCCAACUUUUUUUGAGAAAUUUUAGAUGGUCCGAGGACCAUUGUUUUUGAUUUUCCUUAUUUUCCAUUUUGGGGAAUUUUUUAUUUUUAUUUUUUGGGGAUUUUUCUUUUCGUACCUCGUUUUGCGUGCCGGACACCGUGGGGUGUGCCGGGUGAGUCACAAGAGUUUGUUUGGGCAUUUCUUCGAGUUUAGAAAUUUUAGAAAUGUAUUGUUGGCCAUUUUGGUAUUUUUCAGAUUUUCGUGUCGGGAGGUCCCGAGCGGAACCCGCACUCAGAUUUUUUUAUGCACAGGAUUAUUUUAUUUUGUUGUCGUUAGACUUCAUAUUUAUUUAUUUGGUGCAUGUUUGGGUGACUACGUGCCAAGAGACGUGUGGUUAUAGUGUUUUUAGUGUGUGUAUAUAUGCUUAAGAGGACGAAAUGGUCAUUUUAUUAGCACGUGAGACCCGCAGUUGGUGGUGGUCUUUUUAAAUGUGGU
Molecule: messenger RNA, 3171 nt
Organism: Cornus florida
Lineage: Eukaryota; Viridiplantae; Streptophyta; Magnoliopsida; Cornales; Cornaceae
Product: protein NRT1/ PTR FAMILY 2.11-like
Exons: 4
Coding region: 386-2140 (584 amino acids)
Biological process (GO): transmembrane transport
Cellular component (GO): plasma membrane
Molecular function (GO): transmembrane transporter activity
Source: RefSeq, a predicted model, not a curated record